Molecule: messenger RNA, 636 nt
Organism: Vairimorpha ceranae
Lineage: Eukaryota; Fungi; Microsporidia; Nosematidae
Exons: 1
Coding region: 1-636 (211 amino acids)
Source: RefSeq, a predicted model, not a curated record
AUGGAUUUUUACUACAAAACUGUUCAAAAUUUUAUAAAUACUUUCAGCAAUAAUUUGUUUAAUGAAUACAACAAAAACCUGAUACUAAAAGAUAAAUGCGAAAAAUAUAAAUCACUGUAUAAUAAUAAUCUUUUAAAGAAAGCACUUAUUAAAAUUGACAAAAAAAUACUAAAUUUUAUAAAUUUAUUGUAUAAAAAAAGUAUUGAAAGAAAAUAUAAUACUAUAACACAUGCAUCUAAUGAUAUUAAUAAGUAUUUUACUAAGUCUAAUAAACAGAAUACAAAUAUUAUAAAUUAUAAAUCUACAUUUUUUAAUAAAAUAAAAAAUACGUAUUACAGAUUUAAAAACUGGUUCUUGAGUGAAGAUAAAUAUUUUGUUAAAAAUAUAUUAAUAAAAAAUAUUAAUAAUCCAUUAUGUUACACAGAAGAAGGACUAUCAGAUUAUAAAUUAAUAACUGAUAUAACAAAUAUAGUAAAGAUAAAUAAAGUAGAGAAUCUUAAUAAAUCAAAUUGGACAUUUGAAAUAACCACGUAUAAUCCCAUUAAUAAUAUUGUAUCAAAUAAACAGUGCAUUAUUAAAAAUUUAAAAGAUAAUGAUGUAUUAAAAAUAGAUUCUAUUACAUGUGAGAAUUUAUAA